GCCCCGUGUUUGCCGCCGACCAGCUCUGCUCCGACCAGCUGUUCUCCGCCUCCACCUAGCUCUGCUCUGCGCCGACCACCUCCCUGCACCUCUCCAUAUCCGCCUCCCGUCUGUCCCGCCGCCGUCCCCUGGCCCUCCCCCACCCCGGAGCUUUCUCUUAAGUUUCUCAACUUCGACAUGACUGGGUCUAGGAAGCAGGAGCUCAACUCUAAGAAAAAGCUCGAGAAGAAGCUUAGCUUCUACUCAAAAGUGAAAGAUACGGUUACUUCCCUAAAUGCUAAGAAGGCUAUCAGUAAGAAAAAGAAACAGAGGAGCCGUCAGAAGAAAUUGAAAGCAUAUGAUUUCUCAGAACUUUCUGAGUUCCUUCCUGAAACAGCUAGCUCACAGAAGCAGACUGAAGUAAAGCUGAACUGCAAAUCAAAGCAGGCUUUAGUGCAACGGGAAUCUGCUCAACUGAACGCUGUACUGAACAAUCCUCAGUUCCAGCUAGACCCAUUUGCGGCAAUUCAUCAGCAUCUGGUAUUAACACAACCACCUUCAUCCAUGAAAGAAGACGACUCUGUAAAGACUGGGAAGAAAUCUAGGAAGGACAAGAAAAGGAAGAAAAAGAAGAACAGCGCUUUGCCAACCACUGAGUCAAUGGAUAUCUGAUAUCACCAACUAACUAUCUAAUGAAAUGAAUGCAGUUAUUUCGUAAUUUUGGUUUGUAGGUGACCUUUGUCACGUGUGAGCUUGAAGUUGUCAAAUUUUGAUACCGGUGUCAGUUUUCUCUGCCAGAAUUUCCAUAGGGCUGUUUCUCGAAAAAAGAACUACCAGAUUGCAUGUAAACAU
Lolium rigidum is the source of this 831-nucleotide messenger RNA. RefSeq lists its product as uncharacterized. NCBI's taxonomy places the organism in Eukaryota, Viridiplantae, Streptophyta, Magnoliopsida, Poales, Poaceae. Gene Ontology annotation, biological process: maturation of SSU-rRNA from tricistronic rRNA transcript (SSU-rRNA, 5.8S rRNA, LSU-rRNA). Bases 178 to 651 code for a protein of 157 amino acids. The record is from RefSeq and is a predicted model, not a curated record. The transcript is spliced from 5 exons. Gene Ontology annotation, cellular component: preribosome, small subunit precursor; 90S preribosome; nucleolus.